GGCACCAUUGGAGACACAGUUGUGUCUGUCUGGGUGAAGGCAGAAGAGUGAAGUUAAACAGUAGGCACAGCACAAAAACAUGGAAAGCAGUUUCCCCUUUAAAGACAUCUUCUGCCCACUGCUCUUAAGGAUCUUUAGUGGUCCUUUGAAAAGCCCAAGGCGUUCCUUCUUAAGCCAGCUGAAGGUAAAGAUGGGCAGUGAUUUGUAGGUGAGGGCAGGGCACAGUUAGCCCAAAACACAUCCAAAAGCUUUCUGUGGCCAGAGUGUAGCAACAACUGCUGACCAAAAUAGGCUUUCAAUAGCAGUGAACAGUCUAGUAGGGGUGAAAAACAUCAUCACAUUGUUGAGCCGCUGAAAGCCAGGCUUUAUUGUGUAGCAUUGACAUAAAAAGAUCUUUCCGUGUUAUGAAUGACUGUGUUCAGAUUGUUCAAAACAAUAAUGCCUUAUUCACAUGACUCCAGAGGAAAGUUUAAAGAGGUCAGCGCAUUAUUGUGGAAUUAACUGAUUCCUAUAUGUCCCGAUCUGUCUUAUGACCCUGGUUCCUAUGAUAAAGUGUGAAUGGGUUUGGAUAUGGUAAAUGUUUAUUCACCCAUGAGUGAUUCUGUUUAUUCAGAGUUCACUCAUGAGUAAUCACAGUCACGCUGUUAGUGUCCACCCACCUCCCAUCCCACUCUCCAAACCAAACCCUCUGUCCGUGUUCAUCAGUUUCUCUUCCCCCUUUUAGUUUGAAGACCGAUCCCAUGCUGGUAGAAAGACAUCUCAGAUAUGCAGCAGACAAAAUGUACACAUUUUGAAUAAGUUCUGGUCUUUGUCUUCAUCCUAAGAACGGGAAAAUCACAUCCCAAGAGACGAUGAAAGGAAGUUUGGAAUCUUUGGACAUCUUCUCUGCAGUUGGGUCGUGUUCUCUGUUGAAUCGAUUGGGCUUUUCUACAAUGAGAAGAAUGGGGAAAGGAGUUUGUCUACUUCUGGUUACAGUUUCAGGCAGGGAACACUCUUGAACAUCUGGAAAUUGAGAUGUGAUUUGAGGAUCUUUCUUAACGAAGAGCCAACGAUAAGGAUUUCACAAGAGCCGUUUUUGUACUUCAAUAAGGUUAGGUUGAAAUUUCAUCAUAAUCAAAUUCACAUGGAUAAAGUCUCUUCACAGUAGGAAGUAUGCUCUGAUGGGACCUGGAUGACAGCCAGGCAGAACAAGGGUCAGAUAAACGAAAAUACAACAGCAGAAAAAGGAUGAUGUUGUGCUUUCCCCAAUGGGAAUGAAGAAACAUCAACAUCCUUGUGUCUAUUUUCUCUUCUUAAAACCUUCUUGGGUCAGCUAUUAAUGCAACAAUGAUCGCUUUCAACCUGACUCAGGAGACUUCCUUGCAAACUAUGAAGGAGAAUUUCAGAGUAACAUCACCCAGUCCAGAGCUCACAACUCCCGCUGUUAUUGAAAGAGUAGUAGUGACCACUGGCUGUAUUCUUAGUGUGGGAUCCAUAUUGAUUAUCUCCACCAACCUUCUAGUUGCCAUUUCCCUGAUCAUGCUCAUCCGCAAAAGAGGCUACCAGAGCUGGUGUUUCGUUUUAAACCUGUCCAUUGCAGACAUUCUAGUCGGUGUGGCCAUUACAGGCAUCGCCACUGAUGCUCUCCAAGGAACAACGGCCUCAAUGGAGAAGGGCAUUUGUUUGUUCCGAAUGACUUUCAUCAUGGCGCCGACUGCAGCCUCCAUCCUAACAAUGUUCAUGAUUUCGGUGGAUCGCUACAUGGCUAUAAAACUGCCGCUCCGCUAUUCGGAGUUAAUGAAUAAGAAGAUGAUCACAGGGGCUCUGGUCUUCACUUGGAUUCUCUCAUCACUGGUGGGAUUUUCUCCUGGGAUUUUGAAACCGAUGCAGCAGGAAAACUAUCAGAAGGUCUGCACGUUCUUCUCCGUCAUCGAGCCCAAAAGCAUUGUUGUGGUCUUCUGCAUGUUUUUCUUCCCGCUGCUCUCAGUCUUCAUCUAUUUCUACAUGGAUAUCCUAAAAAUCGCCUGCACCCACCAGAAGCGCAUCCGUGCCCAGCAAGCAAGUUCACGGUUUUUGACGUCUAGCCGUUAUUGGGGUCACGUAAAAGCCCUGCGGACUGUAGCCGUGCUGGUUGGAUGCUUCACCCUCUUCUGGUGUCCAUUUUUUGUGGUCAGUAUUGUGCAGGUCUCAUGUCCAGACUGUGAACUUUAUUACUUUUUGGAGAACCAUCUGUGGUUGCUGGGAACCACAAACUCUCUUGUCAAUCCCCUGGUGUACGCCUGCUGGCAGCGAGAGGUGAGGGACCAGAUCUGUGAACUCUUUGCUUAUAUCAAAGCAGGGUUUUGUCGUGAGAGGCGCUCCAAGGGAGGGGACGGACGCACAAAAGACCACCUGACCGUUGCACAUGCUGACAAGUUUCAUGACAAGACUCUGGCCACGCAGUUAAAUUACUGUGGGUCUGUCACAAUACCGGAAUAACAUCCGGAAAAUAUUCCAAACAGAGUGGGAUUGUCCUUUUAGUCCGCUGUUGAGAGGAAACUGUAAAAGUCUCUUAAUGGAUGUGGAGCCCAGAGUAUCUGUCGAAAUAAAACAGCACAUUUGUUUGCUUUCCUUCUCCGCCUGCAAUGAACACAUUACUUUUGAAAUGUAACCAAAGCACUUUGUUCCCAAUAGUUUUUUUUCCAAUUGUAAUAUAAAUGACUUGUGCAUUAAACAAACAUAUUCAA
Danio rerio (zebrafish) is the source of this 2705-nucleotide messenger RNA. The record is from RefSeq and is a predicted model, not a curated record. Lineage: Eukaryota; Metazoa; Chordata; Actinopteri; Cypriniformes; Danionidae.